ACUCAGAUCAUGUACAAAUGGAUUGAACCCAAGAUCUGCAGAGAGGAUCUUCCUGAUGCAUUGACCCUACCUCCUUCUGGAGAGAGGAAGGAUUGUCCACCCUGCAAUCCUGGCUUUUACAACAACGCCUCGUCUUCCUGUACUCCUUGCCCACCAGGCACCUUUUCAGAUGGGACACAGGAGUGCAAAGCCUGCCCUGCUGGUACUGAACCAGCUCUUGGGUUUGAGUACAAGUGGUGGAAUAUCCUGCCAGGCAACAUGAAGACGUCUUGCUUUAAUGUUGGCAACUCAAAGUGUGAUGGGAUGAACGGUUGGGAGGUGGCUGGUGAUCACAUCCAGAGCGGGGCAGGAGGCUCUGACAAUGACUAUCUUAUCUUGAACCUGCACAUCCCGGGAUUUAAACCUCCGACAUCGGUGACAGGAGCAACUGGGUCAGAACUAGGACGGAUUACUUUUAUUUUUGAGACCAUCUGUUCAGCAGAUUGCGUGCUGUACUUUAUGGCGGAUGUUAAUCGAAAAAAUACCAAUGUGGUGGAAUCGUGGGAAAGAAGUAAAGAGAAACAAUCCUACACCCACAUCAUCUCCAAAAACGCUUCCUUCACGUUCACCUGGGCCUUUCAGAGAAUAAACGAGGGCCAAGAUAGCAGACAGUUCAUCAAUGACAUGGCAAAGAUCUACUCCAUCACGGUGACCAACGCAGUGGAUGGAGUCGCCUCUUCUUGUCGGGCCUGUGCGCUGGGCUCCGAGCAAUCUGGCUCAUCCUGCGUGCCCUGCCCGGCAGGACACUACAUUGAGAAGGAGACCAGCCAGUGCAAGGAGUGUCCAGCCAAUACCUUCCUGUCCAUUCACCAGGUCUCUGGCAGGGAGGCCUGCAUCCCGUGUGGGCCUGGCAGCAAGAGCACCAAGGACCACUCUGCCUGCUUCAGUGACUGCCUGUUGUCAUAUGUCAAGGAUAACCAGAGCCUGAAUUAUGAUUUUGGCAACCUCAGCCAGGUAGGCUCGUUGAUGAGCGGACCCAGCUUCACCUCCCGAGGGACCAAGUUCUUCCACUUCUUUAACAUCAGCCUGUGUGGGAAUGAGGGGAAGAAGAUGGCUAUUUGUACUGACAAUAUCACAGAUGUUACUCUGAAGGACAUGGUUGCAGAAUCAGAAGAUUUUUCCAAUUUUGUGGGAGCUUUUGUCUGUCAGUCCACCAUCAUCCCAUCGGACAGCAAGGGUUUCCGAACAGCCCUGGCUCUGCAGUCCAACAGCCUUGCUGACAGGUUCUUAGGAGCUACUGUUGAAACAAUGCUGGAAAAUGUCAGCAUCAAGACAGAUAUGUUUCCUCCCUCUCCAAGCAAAAUACCUGAUGUGCAUUUCUUUUACAAAUCUUCAACAGUGACAACCUCCUGUGAAAAUGGCCGUGCAACUGUUGUGACAAUGAGAUGCAACCCUAACAAACCAGACCAAGGAGAACUUUCUGUGCCCAGCUCAUGUCCCGCGGGCACCUGUGAUGGAUGCACUUUCUACUUUGUAUGGGAAAGUGCAGAAGCUUGCCCUCUCUGCACGGAGCAAGACUACCACGAGAUUGAGGGAGCCUGCAAAAAAGGAUUUCAGGAAACCUUGUAUGUAUGGAAUGAGCCAAAGCAUUGCAUUAAAGGGGUUCCCUUGCCAGAAAAAAGGACCAGCACAUGUGAAACAGUGGAUUUUUGGCUAAAAGUUGGAGCUGGUGUUGGUGCUUUCACAGCCGUUCUGCUCAUAGCCUUGACCUGUUAUUUUUGGAAAAAGAACCAGAAGCUGGAGUAUAAAUAUUCCAAAUUAGUGAUGACAGCGAACUCAAAAGAGUGUGAGCUGCCAGCUGCUGACAGCUGUGCUAUAAUGGAAGGAGAAGACAAUGAAGAAGAAAUAGUAUAUUCAAAUAAGCAGUCACUGCUAGGGAAGCUCAAGUCCUUGGCAACAAAGGAAAAGGAAGAUCAUUUUGAAUCUGUUCAGCUGAAAUCUUCAAGAUCCCAGAAUAUAUGAAGAAUUAAUGCUGCCUUCAAAGAAACAAACCUAAUUUCUAUUUUUACAGGACCAUGUUUUAAACAUAUUCUGGCACACAUUAUAGUGGUGAUCUUUGUGAGAAAUGCUUGGCCAUUUAGGAGGAAAGAAGACAGGAAGCAAACCAGAAAAUUGGAUUGCCUUACCAUGUGAUUGAGUACCUUGCCAAAAAAGAAAGCAGAGACUUGGAUUCC
Molecule: messenger RNA, 2213 nt
Organism: Leptosomus discolor (cuckoo roller)
Lineage: Eukaryota; Metazoa; Chordata; Aves; Leptosomiformes; Leptosomidae
Source: RefSeq, a predicted model, not a curated record